GGAAUCUUUUGCUUUUCAAAUAUUCAAUGUGAUUGGGGCAGGAGAGAGGGUGAUUGGAUACUGGACCCCAAUGGGAGGCAUUUCAAGGCAGUUAAACACAAAAAAGCUCAAAAAUUCAAGUUCUAUGAGUAGCCUCAAAACAAUUGUAUGGCCAGGAGACUCAACAACCAAACCAAAAGGUUGGGCUAUACCACCAUAUGGUAAAGAGAAGUUAAAAGUUUUAGUCCCAGCGAAGACUGGUUUUAAUCAAUUUGUGAGCAUGGAAAAAGACCCACCUCUCACUAAUAAGGCAGUUAAUAUCACAGGGUUCUGUAUAGAAGUAUUCCGUAAUAUAACAAAUAUAUUACCUUUUGGUCUCCCAUAUGAAUUUCAAUUUUACCCACUAGAUGGAGAAAAUCUUCGGAGCUAUGAUGAGCUUAUUGAUCAAGUUUACCUUAAGAACUUCGGUGCAGCAGUUGGGGAUAUAUCGAUUUUGGAAAAUCGGUCUAAGUAUGUAGAUUUCACAUUACCUUAUACAGAUUCUGGGGUGACAAUGGUGGUGGCAGUGAAAGAUAAUGUAAAUAAAGAGCUCUUUUCAUUCUUGCAACCUUUAAGCUUUGGUCUUUGGAUGGUGACUCUAUUAGGUUUCAUCUGCAUAGGGCUCGUGGUGUGGAUUCUUGAGCAUCAGAGGAAUCCCGAGCUUGGUUCCUCACCUGGACAACAAUUACAAACAAGCAUGUGGUUCUCCUUCUUAACGCUCGUAUUUUCCCAACGAGAGAAGAUAGAGGGGAUCUCAACAAGGGUUGUAUUGUUCGCAUGGAUGUUCUUCGUGCUAAUCCUAACACAGAGUUACACUGCUAACCUUUCAUCUAUUUUGACAACACAGCAGUUGCAACCCACAAUUACAGAUGUUGAAGUCUUAAAGAGUAAUGAAUAUAAUGUUGGAUACCAAGCUGGAUCGUUCGUGGAAGGGUUCCUGCUAAACUACUUGCACUUUGACAAGUCCAAGCUCAAGGGUUAUGGAAGUCCAGAGGAAUAUCAUUCUGCUUUAUCUAAUGGAUCAGAUAAUGGAGGUGUUGCUGCCAUUUUUGAUGAAAUCCCUUAUAUUCAAGUCUUUCUCAAUAUGUAUUGCAAUCAAUACACCACCGUCGGGCGUGUUUACUCAUCUGAAGGAUUUGGCUUUAGAUGGAUAUUCCUCCAGCCAUAUUUGGAGAGUAUCACAUGGAAAAUAACUCAUAACUUCAGAGAAGCGAACUCAAUUGCCGACUACCUGGCUAGAGAUGCGGCGAAGACAGGGAUUUCUGCCAUAAAUGUUGACUUUCCUGCCAACAUUAAGGAUUUCAUCAGAAGAGAUGCUGAUGGCAGACCAAACUAUAGAUUUGAUUAGUGGGAUUCUCUUUCCUCUGCUGAUGGCAAUGCCAAAGGUGGGGGUCAGGGAAUCGAUUUUAUUUUUGAUUCACUCUAUUUUCUCAGUUUGA
Macadamia integrifolia is the source of this 1457-nucleotide messenger RNA. RefSeq names its product glutamate receptor 2.1-like. The coding region runs from base 71 to 1366 and encodes 431 amino acids. Gene Ontology annotation, molecular function: glutamate-gated receptor activity. Gene Ontology annotation, cellular component: plasma membrane. The transcript has 4 exons. Lineage: Eukaryota; Viridiplantae; Streptophyta; Magnoliopsida; Proteales; Proteaceae. The record is from RefSeq and is a predicted model, not a curated record.